Molecule: messenger RNA, 2893 nt
Organism: Ylistrum balloti
Lineage: Eukaryota; Metazoa; Mollusca; Bivalvia; Pectinida; Pectinidae
Product: F-box/WD repeat-containing protein 8-like
Exons: 11
Coding region: 19-2136 (705 amino acids)
Cellular component (GO): preribosome, large subunit precursor
Molecular function (GO): protein binding
Source: RefSeq, a predicted model, not a curated record
CUCGAUGUGGAAAAGGACAUGGAACCAAACAAAUCUCUGGAUAGUUUCCGCGACGAAUGGAAGCAGGAGCUAAAUAAGAAAACCUCGGAGAAAAGACCACUGUCAUCAUCCAGCAAUGAGUCGUCUGCUCCCGCAAACAGAAAGCAGUCUCUCCAGUCGGAUCAUGAAGGAAAAUCGUUCGUGCCUACGUUUGAUGACGGGCCGACAGCAGGUUCAUCAAGUGGUCGCGAGAAAAAUGGACAUAACGACAAAAUCUUAUGCAACAAAUGCUUACAAAAUCAAGGACAAGCUAAGGGAGAACCAACUGGGAUUCUGAAUUAUUUAGAUUUUAAUGAAACCACUAAGAGAACAAUAACAUAUUAUCCAUUUAACAUUGUACAUAAUUUAUUGCAUAGAUCACACACGUCUAAAAGCUCAGGGAAUGAAGAAGGAUGUGCAGAUGAGGUUAAAUUCAGUGCGGAAUCAUGUUAUAUGUGUGGAGGGACAGUCAAUGAUGCACGUGGAUUGAAGAGGUCACGAAGUUCACAAAAAGAGUCUAAAAGUUAUGGGAAAGAACGCAUUGAAGACGUUUUCAAAAGAAAAAGAACCAAAAUUGACAAUUUUACAAAGGGACACCUGUUAGAUCAGUUUUUACUAGACUUAAAUGAGAUAGAUGAAAUACCUUUCUUUGACAUAUCUCUUCCCAGAGAAGUUGCCCUGAAAAUCUUUCAGCAUCUUGGUUUGAAAGAUUUAUGUAGAUGUUCUCAGGUGAGUCGUAGUUGGCGAAGUCUAGCUGAAGAUGAACUCCUCUGGUGUAACCUCUGUCACAGUCUGGGAUAUGAACAAAAUCAUGUGACAAGGGACCUUGGCCAAUGGAAAGCUAUUGUCCGGGAAAACAUCACUAAAGACCAGCAGAUCAUCUCAAAUUGGAAGAACCGUACAGGAAACCAGACUUCACUACAGUAUGUUCAAGGAGGAAUUCUGUGUUCUGUUAACUCGCACAAUAACACUGUGGUAGCUGGGUACUCUAAUGGGGAGGUUAAGAUGUGGGACCUUGACCUUGAGGAAAGUUGUACUCUGAAGCCGUCCAACACAUCUCUAAUCAUUAACGAAAGAGAAGAGGAAGGCAUGAUAUCUAUAGAUGUGUCACAGCUAGCAGUCACCCCAACACUAGCUGUUGCCAGGUAUCAGCAAGGUCACAUUGACAUUUGGAGGUUGAAGGACAACAAUAAUGUGAAUCCAGCCUUUACAAUACCACGAGGAGCCAACAAAUUCUGUGUCGCCAGGUCAUGUGACAUGGUUGUUACAGGUAGCGGCAUGGAUAUCAGCGUAUACACAUACACAGACACUGGCUUCCAACUCCACAGCAUGUUGAACCGAUACUCAGGGAAACAGGUGUCACAUCUGAACAUGUUAGAGGAUGGCAUAGAGGAGCCUCAGGUAUUCAUUACCACUGAGCAGGGAGAGGUGUACCUGCAUUGCCCGGGGGGAACAGCAGAGGAGAUGAGAGAAUACGCCACCCCUCAGGAUCACUUCCUUACUAGUGGGACUGUUAGCUGUGUGGAUGUGCGACUAAACCCAGCCAUGAUAGCUGUUGGACAUGCUACCAUAGGCACUGUCUACGACAUUGAAACAGCAAAGACAAUCAGAUUGCUGUCAGGUCAUAUGCACAUCAUCGAUUGUUUAAAUCUUGAAGACAGUCCUCCUUACCAGGUGGUGACAGGAAGUAUGGACAGAAAGGUACGGAUAUUUGACUUGAGGACAGAUCAGGCUGCUACAGUGUUAUCUGGUCAUACAAACUACAUAACAACGGUACAGAUGGAUGACUGGAAAGUGGUGUCUGGGGACGGUGGGGGAUUUGUUUGUGUGUGGGACCGGCGCAUGUCCACCAAGCUUUGGGAGUGGCACAACAGACACCCAGUCCAAUAUUGCCACUUCUACAAGCAGCGACUCAUUUCUGGAAACGUUCCUGCCACAACAAAAGUGCUUGGGGAUGACCAUUUAGCUCAUAGAAGGUUUCGCGGGUCUCUGAGUGUUUGUGAUUUCUCAGCUGACCUAACUACACAGGACCUACCCCAGAUCUGUCACUCGACUUACGAUGAACCGGAGGCCUAUAAUUACAACAUAAGGCUGGCAGUUCCCUAUGACCAUAUCUAAGGAUUCAUACUUACAAUAGUGAACUGAAUAAUUACAAUAGGCUGGUAAAUCCCUACGGACUGAGAGUGCUAUCCGACAGGCUGGAUUAAUCAUGCUGAGAAGACCUAAUAACUAAAACGCCAUAUUCAAGACCUUUCACAAGAAAAAAAGUUAGCCCAACAGGAUUGAUGAUUUUUUUACAUACUGUGAUAUUUAAAUGUUUCAUAAAACUUUUAAAAUUAUGAUGGUGCUGUGAUAGCCGACUCAGAGAUAUUUCUGGUUGUAAUUGGAGGUUUUAAAUUGGUCCUGACUAUUGACAUUUUGGGAAAACCUAAAACAAGUAACCUCCUUUUGAUUGAAUUCAUAUUCCAGUAAUUAUAUGUGUAUUGUUGCAUUUUAAAAGCUCCCUGUGCCAGGUUAUAUAAUGUUACAGCAUUUUCUAGCUAGCUGGGUUGGUAAAAAUUCAAUUCAAUCUGUUUUGUCAUGGUUCUGUCAGUAGGAUGUUAACAACAAGUCAUGAUAUGUUAUAAAUACACUCCCAUCUAUGUGUUACAGACAAAGUGCUUCUCAAGCUAGAAAUGAAUUUUGUAGAAUAUAAUCCAUGUGUUAGAAAAUGUAUACAAAUGUCAUUUUUAAAUUUGUAUAUUGAAAUCAUGUAACAUAAAUUGUUAGAAAUCGGUAUUACCCAAUAACAAAAACACUUGAUACAUUUCAUAUAAAUUGCUUAAAAAUUUUAUUAUAUUUUCUAUCCAUGAAAUAAAAUAUUUCCAGAAUAAUA